AUGUUUGCUACUUGGUGUUUUGCUUUCGUCGAUCGAGUUUCGAAUGGCAAGAGCAAAGGUGGAAAGAUGGAUGGGUGGAUGGUGAACGCUCAAUCUGAGCGGGCUUGGUUGCUCCGAGAUAGAGCGUCCCAGCAACAGCAGGCUCCGAAGCCAAAGAACUCGCUGCUCCAUUGCCAUGCCAGAUUGCGGUACGGUAGUUCGUUUGGGUCGCAGUACGAGUCGCCGAGUCCAUUAUCUUACGGCACAAGCAUGCAAAUUGAACGCGCCGACAUGCACCGCAUGGAAAGGAAUCGAAAGCUACAUGCAGAACCUGGCCUGUGGAAGCUCUCGUGUUUCAAGAGGAACACAAGAUACGGUUCCAAAAUCUCGUAA
This is a messenger RNA of Seminavis robusta, 372 nucleotides long. The record is from the annotation of a GenBank genome assembly. NCBI's taxonomy places the organism in Eukaryota, Bacillariophyta, Bacillariophyceae, Naviculales, Naviculaceae.